AAAGGGUUAAAGAUGGCUACGGGAUAAGUGGAGCUCGUUUAUCGCAAAUUUGACAGUGGUAGUUAAAUGGUGAGUUUUCCCUCCAAGCUGCCAGUCUGGGGAAGCAGACGAGGCUCUCUGCUCUCCUCACCUCCAGUCUUUCCGAGACUCCUGCGCUCUUAUUUUGUUGUUUAUGGGCGCCUGUGUCCUCAUCCUAGCCCUAAAUCUUCUGCGUGAAACAGGACAAAGAAGAAGGAGGAUUUUCUCCUCUGCCUCUCCUCUCACCUUCACUCUCAUCGUUUUCAUCGCUGCUUUGGGCCCACAAGAUCUUCUCCACUUCAUCUCCAUCAUCUUUUUUUUAACCCCCCACCCCUGUCUUUGUCCUUUCCCUUUCUUGCCUCUUUCUGUCCCUUUGCUGUGGAACUAAAUCUUCAACCUGCCACCCCUGGAGUCCUUGCAGAUGUCCGCAGCCUGGCGCUGAAGCGGGCGCUUGCCAGCAGCCCAGAUGCAUUUGCAACUCUUCGCCAUUGUGAUAUCCUUGCUAUGUGAGGUGAUCAGGAUGGGGUCUGGUGUUGUGCAGAAGCAAAGUGCUCACAGAGAGACAUCAGAUGACUGUCGAAGCUGCCUGGAGUGUUCCCGCGAUAACGGCUGUGUGCGUUGUCCCGAGCGGCUCUUCCUGUUCCUGCAGAGGGAGGGGAUAUCUCACCAUGGAACCUGUCUCCACGCCUGCCCCGCUGGACACUACGGACAGAGAGGGAAGGACAUCAACCGCUGCAUGAAGUGUCGCUCUUCGGAGUGUGAGCACUGUUUCAGCCGGGACUUCUGCACCAAGUGUAAGCCUGGCUUCCAGCUGUACAAAGGCAAAUGUCUGACCCGCUGCCCAGAGGGAACGUUUGCCCACCAGACAGACUGUCUCGAGGACUGUCUUCUGGCCCCAUUGGGAGAGUGGAGCGAUUGGAGCGCCUGUGUCCGUGGCGGAGUCAACUGCGGCUUCAGGUGGGGAAAGCAGACCAGGACCCGGGGGGCUGCACCGUCCGGCAGACUGCCUGAAGAGCAAGCGGCACCUCUUUGCCCGUCCCACACCGAGACACAGAGGUGCAGGAUGCAGAAAAAGUGUCCAACAGAAAGAAGAAAUAAUAAAAAUGGAGGACUCGGAAGGAAGAAGGAGAGAAAACGACUACGGCUGCUCGCCAACAACAACGCUGGCAACACGCCGAACUCGACAACAGACGCCGCCGGAGAGCACGGGGACGCCUGAGGAUGAGGCGGCACCACGACACCUGACGCAUGUUGGAAUAUCAGUCAGCUGACAUCAGCGGGAGCUUUGACAUCAGAGACCCAAUCAUUGUUUAUUAUGUUUCCAAUCAGCCCGUACAAUCAGUAACUUUAUUAAAACACACUGCCACUCAACAGAACCUUGUUUACUGGAAACUCAGAAUGAACAAUUACGUAUGUGACUAAGAAAUUCUUGUGUUGUGACCCAUGAGUCAAAGUUCCUAACCCGAGGUAUGUCGCAACAAAAGGAAACUGGAUGAAUCCAGUUUCAUGUGGAGUUAUCUGGUCUUUGUCAACAGCGAACAUUUGAAUAUAAUUUUAAAUAAGACUAAAAGUCAGAAACUGGAUCCGGUUCACGAAAGUUAAGACACAAGUAAAACAUUUAUAUCCAACAAAGAAAUACAGACAGACAAGAGACGCCAACAAAUCCAAUGAAUAUUCCCAGAAAUUAAAGUUGCCCUGUGGAGUUUCUAUCUACAUGUGUAACAGAUCCCCACUGUGUGAAUAUUAAGGGUUGGUUCACGA
This is a messenger RNA of Larimichthys crocea (large yellow croaker), 1779 nucleotides long. RefSeq names its product R-spondin 4 (gene rspo4). NCBI's taxonomy places the organism in Eukaryota, Metazoa, Chordata, Actinopteri, Sciaenidae. The coding region runs from base 485 to 1237 and encodes 250 amino acids. The record is from RefSeq and is a predicted model, not a curated record. The transcript has 5 exons.